GUCCGAUUAAUCGCCAGCCAUUGACAGUCGAUCCCUCCAUACGGUCGUUCGGAACCCGGCCCUGUUUUCUCGUCCUCUCUGAUCUUUUCGACUGCCGCUCCGGAGGCCCAGGAUUCUCAUACAAUGGCUACUCAGGGUGUCAACGUUCUCCGCUACUCCGCCCUCGUGGCCGGUCUCGUCUACGGUGUCUACCACCAGUCCUCCAUCACCGCCAGCGCGAAGCGUGCCGAGGCCCAACAUGAAUACGCCCGCCAGGAGCGCCUGAUCGAGCAGGCCAAGGCCGAGUGGAAGAAGAAGACCGCGCCCAAGGACACACAAAACAGUGGAGUCAUCACGGAUCCCGAGGACAGCCGGUUUGACCUUGAGGCUUUCUUGAAGUUGAAGGCUGGCGAGAACUAGGGGGAGGGAUGGAAGUAUACAGCGAGAAGAUGAUUUGCAGUGGUCUCCCUUGAGAGCCGUACCUCUCCAGGUACGGGCGAGAGAGCUCGGGUCGCCCCCGAUUAUGUAUUAUUGUUUGGUCUAAUUUCCCAGAGUCGUGUCAUUGCGAGCGAAAGGAAUGAUUUUUCUUUUUCCACUAUAGACAUCAUCUCCGCAUCUUGUACAUACCCUGGGCUGUCGUGCGUGUGUUCACUACAGUUGGACCAGAAGAGCAAGAGAGUCUGUUGUAUGCUUCG
Molecule: messenger RNA, 674 nt
Organism: Aspergillus heteromorphus CBS 117.55
Lineage: Eukaryota; Fungi; Ascomycota; Eurotiomycetes; Eurotiales; Aspergillaceae
Product: ATP synthase subunit e
Exons: 3
Coding region: 124-399 (91 amino acids)
Biological process (GO): proton motive force-driven ATP synthesis
Molecular function (GO): proton transmembrane transporter activity
Source: RefSeq, a predicted model, not a curated record